CACUGCCCUCAGCACCUUCUCCAAUGAAAGGCUCACAGGGGGGCAUAGAGAGGAGCCCAGGGGAAGAAGAAGGAGGGAAAGUUGGAGCAUGAGCUACAGUCUAAGUGCCAGCCCCUCCGGGCCUCAUCAAAUGGAGCUGGAGGAAGAGCCUAUGGCCUCUGGGCUCCAGGGCUCCAGAAAAAGUAAGACCCAAGGAGACUCCUGCACAGCAAGCGAUAGCACUGUGAGUGAAAACGAGGAGGAGAAACCUAAUCAGGAAGAUCUUGAGCAGGAUGAGUUAUCGCGACCAGCUGAAACCCAGAGUCCUGGCUGGGGGAAAGCCAGGCCAGAAAGGCAGCAGAGAAAGAAACGCACUAAAUCUGCUCAUCAAGCAAGAGGAUCUAAGAAACUAAAAGUCACCCUUAAUCAACAGAAACCCUCCAGGGAAGAGAGUCCCUAUAUAUGUACAGAAUGUGGAAAAAGCUUCAAGGGGAGCUCGACCUUCUUGAACCAUCUGAAAAUCCACACAGGAGAAAAGCCCUUUGAAUGUCCUAAGUGUGGGAAAAGCUUCAGCAGGAAGGCAAACCUUGUAGUACAUGAGAGAAUCCAUACAGGAGAGAGACCCUAUAAAUGUAAAGAAUGUGAGAAAAGCUUUGGCCGGAGCUCAAAUCUAAUUGCACACCGUAAAACCCACAUGAAAAAGAAAUCCUAUGCUUGUGCUGCAUGUAGCAAAAGCUUCACUUGCAGCUCAGCCCUUGUCCAGCAUCAGAAAAGCCACACAGAAGAGAAACCUUACAAAUGUACUGAAUGCAGGAAGAGCUUCCGCCUGAGCUCAAACUUCCUUAAACAUCAGAAAGUCCAUGUGAGAGAGACAUCCAGUGAAUGUGCAACAGUAUGUCAUGAGGAACAACAAAGUGGUGGCACAGAGCAAGUAGCUAUGGACCAGUCAAGACUUAUACUUGAAGAGUUGAGGAGAAUGAGGGACAACAUGGAUAUGCUUCUUCUGAAUCAGCAAAGUCAGCUACAGGUCCUUCAAGAGAUUCAGAAACAGCUGAAUGUCCUCCUCCCAGGCAAUGAUCUCAUUAAUUCAAAUGUGUACAGCUUGGGACUUCUGUUGGGGCAGCAGGCAGCCGCUAUGGCCUCUUUGCCUUUUCCCCUUCUUCUUAACCCCAGUAACCUUCUCCCAGAAAACGCCCGGCCUUUUUCCUCUCAGGUUUCAUCCCAGUCAUCUACUUCUGAAAUUCUCGCUACCACACAACCUCCAAUCUCUCAACUUCCUGCUGCUCCAACAACUGCCUGAUCCAGCCUCCUUGUACUGUAAACAUGGCAAACAAAAUGUUUAUAUAUGUACCUGUCAUUCUGAUUUACCCUGUCUGAGGCAAAUAUGGCUUUUAUAUUGUCGAGUUACAGUUGAGAGGCCUUUCAAGGGCUAUAGCACUGACCCUGCUCUUCAUCUCUGAGGCAUCCUUUACGAUGCAGUCAGUGAACAUAGGGGAUCAAAUCAAUCACACAUUUGCUUACUGUAGUAACUGGUUUAAUACCAAGGAUGGAUUUGUCCCAGGCAGCCUCUAUUAAUAAAGAGGUGCAUCUCCAUGAAGAACAUAAGUAGAGCAUCCUUAUCUGAGGUGCUCUUAGCUAAUGUGUCCCCAACUGUAUGAGGUGUAUUUAAGUGGCCCUU
Mauremys reevesii (Reeves's turtle) is the source of this 1657-nucleotide messenger RNA. RefSeq names its product zinc finger protein 572-like. Bases 89 to 1279 code for a protein of 396 amino acids. NCBI's taxonomy places the organism in Eukaryota, Metazoa, Chordata, Testudines, Geoemydidae. The record is from RefSeq and is a predicted model, not a curated record. The transcript is spliced from 5 exons.